This is a messenger RNA of Cheilinus undulatus (humphead wrasse), 13842 nucleotides long. Its product is annotated as ankyrin repeat and BTB/POZ domain-containing protein BTBD11-A. Gene Ontology annotation, molecular function: protein heterodimerization activity. The transcript is spliced from 17 exons. The record is from RefSeq and is a predicted model, not a curated record. Bases 144 to 3236 code for a protein of 1030 amino acids. NCBI's taxonomy places the organism in Eukaryota, Metazoa, Chordata, Actinopteri, Labriformes, Labridae.
UCUCCCUGCUGUCGCUUUAUUCUUCUGUUUUCUGGGAAAUACAAACAAAGCCCCUCGGAAAGGGACUGGGGGAAACGGAAGGAAAACGUGUUUGUGGCUUUUAAUUGGGAAACCAAGCAUACCUAACAGUAUGCGGUGCAGUUAUGGCAGGCAAGGGUAAGACAGUCGUAAGGACGCUGGAGGAUUUAACGCUUGAUUCUGGUUAUGGUGGAGCCGCGGACUCGGUCAGGUCGUCCAGCGUGUCGCUGUGCUGCUCUGACACGCAUCAGUCCGUGUCGCAGGGGGGAAACUGCUGGCAUCUGACGGAAUCCAUGCACAGCAGACAAAACAGUUUGGACACAGUGAACACCGUCCUGGCGGAGGACACGGAGAUACUGGAGUGCUCGGGUCAGUGCGCCAAGCUGCCCGAGCUGGAGGACGUGCCAUGGAGCCUCGGCGAGGUGGAGGGCGCACUGAGGAAAGACGAGGAGCUCAUGGUGGGCGACCCACCUCCGGAGGUGUACGCGCGGCUGUCUGCCCUCGUCAGCCGCGCUCUGGUGAGGGUGGCCCGGGAGGCGCAGAGGCUGUCUCUGCGCUACGCCAAGUGCACCAAACACGAGAUCCAGAGCGCCAUCAAGGUGGUGCUGUCAUGGACCAUCUCUGUUAACUGCAUCACGGCGGCUCUGAGCGCCCUGUCCCUGUACAACAUGAGCACCGGGGACAAGUUCAGCCGAGGCAAGUCGGAGCGCUGCGGGCUGGUCUUCUCCGUGGGGAAGUUCUUCAGGUGGAUGGUGGAUAGUCGGGUGGCCCUUAGGAUCCACGAACACGCGGCUAUAUACCUCACCGCGUGCAUGGAGAGUCUGUUCAGAGAGGUGUUCAGCCGCGUCCUGCGCAGCGCGCUGGUGGAGAGGGACAACGGGAUCCCCAAGUUUACGCCGGAGUCUCUGGAGCAAGCCAUCAGCAACGACUCGGAGAUCUGGGGGCUGCUGCAGCCCUACCAGCACCUCAUCUGCGGCAAGAAUUCAAGUGGUGUGCUGAGCCUGCCGGAGAGCCUGAACCUGCACAGGGACCAGCAGCGCUCGGGGAGGGGUGGGGAGUGUCCGGGAUACACGCAGGCCGAGCUCCGUACGCUGGAGCAGUCGCUGCUCGCCACGCGGGUGGGCAGCAUUGCAGAGCUGAGUGAUUUGGUGUCCCGGGCCAUGCACCACCUGCAGCCGCUGCACAUUAAGAACCCCAGCAACGGGACGCCGGUCCAUCAAAAGACUGCCACCACAGUGCACUGGGAGCCUGAGGCCCUCUACACGCUGUGUUACUUCAUGCACUGCCCGCAGAUGGAGUGGGAGAACCCCAACGUUGAGCCGUCCAAAGUUACAUUACAGACGGAGAGGCCGUUCAUCGUACUGCCGCCUCUGAUGGAGUGGAUCCGGGUUGCGGUCGCCCACACAGAGCAUCGGCGAAGCUUCUCAGUGGACAGCGAUGACGUGAGACAGGCGGCCCGGCUGCUCCUGCCCGGCGUCGACUGCGAGCCACGACAAAUAAAAGCGGAGGAUUGUUUCUGUGCCACCAGAAAAUUGGACGCGGCGUCUACAGAGGCCAAGUUCCUGCAGGAUCUGGGCUUCAGGAUGCUCAACUGCGGACGGACAGACCUGGUGAAGCAGGCGGUGAACCUGCUGGGCCCCGACGGUAUCAACAGCAUGAGCGAGCAGGGAAUGACCCCACUCAUGUACGCCUGCGUCCGCGGCGAUGAAGCCAUGGUCCAGAUGCUACUCGACGCCGGGGCUGACAUCAACAGCGAGGUGCCAAGUACAGUAAACAAGCACCCCUCAGUUUAUCCUGAAACGCGCCAGGGGACGCCUCUCACUUUCGCCGUGUUACACGGACACGUCCCUGUCGUGCAGUUGUUGCUGGAUAAUAGAGCGAAUGUGGAGGGCGCCCUGCAGGAUGGGGCGGAGAACUACACAGAGACCCCGCUACAGCUGGCUGCUGCUGCAGGUAACUUUGAGUUGGUGAGUUUGCUCCUGGAGCGAGGGGCCGACCCCAUGAUCGGAACCAUGUGUCGAAACGGCAUCUCAUCUGCCCCACUGGGUGACAUGAACUCUUACAGCCUGGCAGCAGCACACGGCCACAGGAAUGUUUUCCGGAAGCUCCUGGCACAGUCGGAGAAGGAAAAAGGGGAUGUUCUGUCCCUGGAGGAGAUUCUCGCCGAGGGUUCGGAUCCUGGCGAGAAGAGGCUGGUGCCGCAGGCCAACGGCGGAGGAGGAGGAGGGACGCUGCGAACAGGAAAGGCCAAACUGAGGGCCCUGAGAGAGGCCAUGUACCAUAGCGCAGAGCACGGCCAUGUGGACAUCACCAUAGACAUCCGCAGCUUAGGCGUUCCCUGGACGCUGCACACCUGGCUCGAGUCCCUGCGCACCUGCUUCAUCCAGCACCGCCGGCCGCUCAUCCAGGGCCUCCUCAAAGACUUCAGCUGCAUCCAGGAGGAGGAGUACACCGAGGAGCUCAUCACACACGGCCUGCCGCUCAUGUUCCAGAUCCUCCGAGGCAGCAAGCAGAAUGAGGUGAUAAGCCAGCAGCUGUCAGUCAUCUUCACGCAGUGCUACGGGCCCUUCCCCAUCCCUAAGCUGACAGAGAUCAAGAAGAAACAGACCUCACGCUUAGACCCUCACUUCUUGAACAACAAGGAGAUGUCUGACGUCACGUUCCUGGUGGAAGGGAAACCUUAUUAUGCACAUAAAGUUUUGCUGUUUACAGCUUCACAGAGAUUCAAGUCACUGCUACAGAACAGACCAGCAGCAGAGAACACGUGUAUUGAGAUCAGCCACGUCAAGUACUGUAUUUUCCAUCUGGUCAUGCAGUAUCUGUACUGUGGAGGCACCGAGUCUCUGCACAUACGCAACACUGAAGUGAUGGAGCUCCUGUCUGCAGCCAAAUUCUUCCAACUAGAGGCCCUUCAGAGACACUGUGAGAUCAUCUGCUCCAAGAACAUCACCACCGAGACCUGCGUGGAUCUCUACAAACACGCCAGGUUCCUGGGUGCCUCCGAGCUCACAGCAUUCAUCGAGGGCUACUUCCUGAAGAACAUGGUGCUGCUGAUUGAACUCGACAGCUUCAAGCAGCUCCUAUACGAAGCUCCUCCACCCGAGAGCCCCGCCUCCAGCCCGGGCAUCUGCUCCGACAUCCUCCUAGAGCUGGAGAAGACUUUGGCUGUGCGAAUCCGCUCCAUCCACCUCUCCACCUCCAAGGGCUCUGUGGUCUGACGCCAUCGUUUCCCAGAGGCCCUCUGAUUCAGGCACACAGCAUCCAUGUAACACCGUUUUUAUAUGACCAGUGCCCCCUACAGACCAUUUAAACGCCAUAACCAAUGUUUUUCUCUUAUGUCAUGUUUAGGGGUGGAAGCUUAAAUGCUGUUUUAAUGUCACAUCAUCUCUAGGUCUGUUGUGUGACAGUCUUUUCUUCUGUCGUCAUUUCCCAUGAACAAAAGGGAAGAUCUGAAUGGGCAAGUGUCCAAAUUCAAACCCAUGAAAAUAAGAGAGUAGCUACUGUUAGCCACAUUAGUGUAUUCUACACCAUACAACUGGAAAGGGAUACAUUCCUAGCUUUCUUAUUGUGAGCUAGUUGCCUUAGUUAUGUUAACUAGGAAAUAGUUUCAACUUGAAUUUUGUCCUGUUAUCCCUCCAGAUAUCUACUGAAAGAGUGGAAAGUCACCUUACAAUGUAAUAUCCAAAUGUAAUUCGUUGCAGGCCAAUGUAACAUCAGCUAAUGUUAGUACUAAACAAAGUUCUUGACAACAUUAUCAUCUUGAAACAUUUUAAAUAUGUAGUAACAGUUAGCUAGUCAUGUUAUUAAAAGAGAUUAAGUCAGUCCCAUGUCGUUUUAUCUUAAAAUUGUUUUGAGUAUCAGCUAGCACAAAUUAGCUAGCGUAAGCUAAGAAUUGGAUAAAUGCUAACAUUGGCUGUUGCAGCUCAGCUGCAUCUACCUUGAAAUAUGUUGUUUUACCUCAACUUAUUUUGCUAUUGUUAGCUUGCUAACACAUUAACAGGUAUGUUAGCCAGCUAAUCAUAGCCUAAUGUUAGUUGAAAUGUUUGCUGGGACUUGGUUAAAUGCGAAGUUAGCUGUUUUAGCUUAGGUUUUAGAACCUUAAGAAUCUGUCAUUAUCAAAUUUAUCAUUUUGCUUUGAGUAUGUUGUUACUGUUAGCUAACAGCGAGUUAUGAUUUGUCCCUCUGGAUAGCGACUAAAAGAGUAAAACUUCAACCAAAUAUUAAUUGCGAAAUAUUUUUAAUUGCAUGCUAAUGUUUAACAGCAGCCAAAGUUGGUAGGUCUUAAUCAAGGUCCUUGCUUUUAGCAUUAUUUUCCACAAUACAUUCUGAAAGGGGAGAGUUCAAAGCUAAUAUGAAUAUUUGCUUAGAAAUUAGCAGGAAUGUCAGUGACAGAUUUGUUGAAUGCUAAAAUUUGAUGUUGUAGCUUAAGAUUUCAGUACCUUAUGUCUAUAGAAUAUGUUUUACUUCAAAAAUGUUGUCAUUGUUAGCUUGUUGGUAUCUCAAAAGUGUUUGAGUGUCAGCAGGCAAAUAGGUUAGCAAGGUACUGGUAAUGCCAGUGAAGAGUUAGUAAAAUGCUAACAUGAGCUCAGCUGAGUCUACCCUAAUAGUGAUCAAAUAUAUUGUUUUACCCCAACAUAUUUUGUCACUGUUAGCUAGCUAAAACAUUGACCGUUAUGUCAGCCAGCUAAUGGUAGCAAAAUUUGGGCAAAAAUGUUUGCUGGGACUUGGUUAAAUGCAAAGUUAUCUGUUGUGGCUUAGUUUUUAACACCUUAAAAAUCUGUUUUCAUCAAAUACGUCAUUUUGUUUUGAGUAUAUUGUUACUGUUAGCUUACUGUUAGCUCACUGUCAUGCCAGCAAUAACACUAGUUAGUAGAAAUGCCCACAAACAUGUCACCCAGGAAUCAAUUACUAACGUUACUUGUUUGGGCUUUGCUAUGUGUACCAAAUGAGUUUUCAGAUAUAUUUUCUAAGAACAGACGUGUUGCUAUUGUAAGUGGCAGCUCUAUUAGCUAGCUAGAAGUAUGGUUAGUGAAUGUGUUUACUAGUAUGAGCUGAAUGCUAGAGUUAGCUACUGUGAUUCAGUUGUGAGUGCUAUAAUGAGUCAUCCAUAGACUUGUUGACUUCAAUUAUGGCGUGAAGUCCCACAUCCAUUAUUGAUAUUCUCAUUUAUUGAAAAGAAGUGGAAUCAGAUAGCCUUCAUUAUAGGAUGAACAACCGUGGACUCAAUGGUAUACAACAUUACAACCAUUUAAGCUUCCUACUUGACAUAAGACAAAAAAGAGUGGCAAAUAUAGUGGCUACAACCUCGUCAAUUUAUCCUGGCCCUGAAGAGGGGCUGUUAGAUUUUUUUUACGUCAGGGAUUCCCUUUAAUUCUGCCCCAUUAUGAAUCAAUUCUAGCAUAAAUCGAAGAGGGAACUCUCUUAUCUCUUAAAGGCUCCCACUUAUCAUUUAACACCCCACAAUAGAAACUGCAAACAAACUAACAGAACUGACUUGACCCAGCAGUAUCACUUAGACCUAAUUGUGAUUAUUGUAUUUCAUAUAAGAUAAAUGCAUGAAAUACAUCUUGUACACCUUUUUUGGCUUAAAGGGUAGAGUAGAAAUUUAACAAUAAAAGCAGCUUUCUCAUCAUCUACGAUAUGAGACUUUGGUUUACAUUGAACAUCACGUUAUGGACAACACAUGCCAAAAUAUUAUCCUCCUAUACAACCAAUUAAAGUGACUAGUAGCAUCCCCAGGAGACGGACUUUAGGUGGACUCAUUUGAACUUCUUUCCUAUUAUUCUGUCACUUGUCUGUUGGACGCGUUUCACUGUGUUAUCUCUCAACUGUGUGCAGAGGCCAAACUGAUCACAGGAACUUCCACUGAGGCCGACACCGCAGCGCUGAUUCAACUAAAGUCGGCCCACUCAGUGAAAUCUAUGCUGACAGAUGCUUGAAAACACGGAUGUCCAACUGGGAAAUUAACUCCACGAAAAAACACUGUCGACUCUUUUUGCAUGACACCUACUCAACUGAGCUGCCCUAUUGCUUUUUAUGCAGAUCUUACUUCACGGACCACUUUCUCAAGGUUGAAGUGAGGGGAAAACGCUGCUUACUAAGACUUUCUAUCCACUGCAAAACUGACCGAGUGGGAUUUUUGGAGAUGGAUUUGGAUUGGCAGGGACUUUCUCUUUAAAGGAUAUUUAAAAGCAAAGUGUAAAUACGUCCCUAAAGUCAUCGUGCUGGUCGUUCUUUUUUGUAAUCUGAUGUACAGUAUCCUCCCACACUCGCUUGGCUGAUGACACCGGUCUCAUUGAAUGUGCUCCCUGAGCUGUUUGUUCCCGCUCUAUGUGUCUGUUUAUGCAAAAGUUGCAUGUUUAAUCUGUUUGUUUGACUCCUCUGUUUUUCUCUGUAGGUGUGCUGUCUUUGUAGACCUCUAGGGCUGAGUACACUGUUGAUUGUUCCAGCUUGAAUUUCAAUCAGAAGAUCUUUUUCUUUCUAUUUCUAAUACAUUCCAGAUGAUCAGGGUAGACUACAAGAUGCAACUUUUUGUUGAAAAUUUUUGCUCAAUUUCUUAAUUACUUGGAAGAGAUGUUGGAUGAACAUUUAGUGUCUACAUGAAGUUUAUCAGAGACAUAUUUCUAGUUAUUUUUCAAUAAAUAAUUACAAGUAAACAUUUUGUGGCUAAAACAAGAGCAAACAAAGGGAAUGUUUCUUUAAAGGCUGAAUCCUUGAAGUGCACAAUACAAAAAAUCCAUUUGGUGAAUCCUUCAUGGCCCUAUAUACCCAAGAAUUUAUGGUGCACAGUUGGUUUUCUUAAUGUUGGUGUAAACCUUUCUUUACAGUCAAAGUAUGGCAUUACAAUUCUGUAAAUGGCAUACAGAACAUAAAUACAGUCUUGUUAUGAUUAAUGAAGAAAAAACAAAAUUACAUGGACGUAUAAAAAUAAAAUAAGUUACCGAUCACUAUAUUAGGCACACCCAUUUAGCUACACAUUAGCACCAAUAUCUUAUCAGCCAGUAACAUGGCUGCAACAAAUGCAUUUAGGCAUGUAGACAUAAUACAUUUUCAGUGUGUUUUGCCUAGUUGGAAGGGGGUCAUUCAGUCAGUAAGGCCAGGUAUGAACUUAAUAUCCACUAGAAGUUCUGGAAAUCUUGGGAAAUUCCCUUUAAAAUGAUCCGAGAGUUCCAAAGCAUAAAAAAUCCACCUAAAUUUCUCCAAAUUUUCAAGACAUAACCAAAAAAAUCUGUUAAAGAAAAAAAAAAAAUUCAAAAUACACUCAAAAUGUCCUCAAUUAUUCCCUAAGCAUUGACCAAAAAUUCCACGAAAUUCCUGAAAAAUUUCAGGCAAAUUUCCCACAUUUUCAAAGCAUAUUCCACCCAAAGUUUCCAAUCAAAUUCCCAAAACUUUGCAGAUUCAUUUCCCCAAAAUUCUUUGAAAAAUUGGGGAAAAUUUCCUGACAAAUUCCCCCAAACAUCCAAACUGGUUCCCUAAAAAUUCAGUGAUAAUUGAUCAGGGUUUUUGGUGGAAAUUGCCAACACUUAAAAAAAAAAAAAAGAAAAAUCCCCAAAUUCCUAUGAAAGUUCCCCCCCCAAAAAAAACAUUUCAAAGUGGUGAAAACUGGCCAAAAAUUCUAGCCUAAACUUGUUUAGUUUGUAGCUGGCCUAAGACAACUGAAAAGUUGUGAAUGUAGCAAUGGUGACAAGAAUUCUGGAUGACCGUUGAGUUUUGCAUUGAUAAGAAUGGGAAAAAAUCCCCUGACACCAGAGAAUAUAGUGCAUGGGUCAGUGGGGUCACAUCAUUUGUUUGUACAUAAACUGCACAUACUUACAAGGAGCCCUGCAUAUAAAGAUGUUAACUUAUUUUCAGUGUUGAUCUUCCAGUUUUAAUCCAACUCUGCAGAGAAUAGAGCUAAACUCCACCCAAAUGGCAUUUCAAUCUGGGGGAUAUAGGCAGAGUUUGCCCAUCAUGCCCUUGGGCAAAGUCAUUUGAUGUUUUGAAUAUUUUCAUAUGUGUCUCUUGUUGUACAGUGAUCACUGUUGGGAUCUGUUUGCUUAUGAUAGGUUGGUACAGAUUGUUGUUGUUUUUGAUGUUAGACACUUUUGCACCAUGAGUGAAGCUACUCACUGAGUCUCUCCCCAAAGAAAUGGGCCAAGGGGAAGGGUAGUGAGCUGAUCCUCAUCAAAGAGCAUUUCUUAGCUCCAUAUUUGUCUCUUUGCUUCAUCAUUGCAAGAGGACUUCCUACCUUGCCACAGGUGUUCAACACAAGGUGGCAAACUUGAAAAAGUAAAAAUUAACACCACAAGGGAGUUGGAAUGUCAAUACUUUCCAAAGUGUAAAUCUCACUUAGAACCUUUGAGAAUCAUAUAAACUCAGAGAACUGUUUAAAUUGGCACUAUUGCAGUUAAAUGGUUUUCUGGGUAGAUUUCUUCAUUUUGGAGAAAAUGUGACAAAUCGAUUCACGUGUCGGUCGCCAUAUUUGCACAGUGAUGUUAUCUGGCUGUGUUGUUAUUCAUCCUGUGAAGUGUCAUCCUUAAAGCCUUUUAAAUGCACAGGAUAAAAAUUCUGCUACCAGGUGGCUCUCAACCUAAACAAUAUGACAAGUACAGGGCAGCGCUGAACCCGCUAUGCGCCCUUUAGUAGCGCCUGAAGUCGCAGGCAAGAAUUCUGGCUCAGUGGAUAACUUCGCUCAUGGUGCAAAUGUGUCACACAUCAAAAAAAAUAACAACAAUCCACCAGAGACAUGGCAUUUUCAGUGCAUUAACUAACUAGAAAUACCAUGUACAAUGUUACAGAGAUGAAUAUGAGCAAUCUUCAUAACAAGACACAUCCUGUUACAAUUAUAAAAACUUUUGGAAAUAUUUGCAAUACUGAAGAACUCAGUUUGAAAAUUUUAUAGCAUGGGAAUGUUCUAUUUUUAAGUCAAUAUUGAUAUUUCCAUGCAGGAAUUCUGCGUAUUGUAUCUUUAAAGCCAAGUCAAGGCAAUAAGAAAGAAGUCACUAUAAUGUAAAAGAUGAGCUGUACAUUAUCGUUCGUAUAAAAGGCCCCAGUGUUAAUCUAAGAAAGUCCGUAUGUCUUAAUAUGCAGGGUUCCAUCUAAAGCACUGCCUCCAGUAGUUAGAGAGGAUAAAUUGAAAAAUAUAUUUACAUGUGUUAAAGAAUAUUUCAUUUGAAAAUGUGAGAAUAUAAUUUUUACUAAAGGAUGAUAUGAAAAUGAACUAACAGGCAAUAAGGAGGAGCUUUCAGGGAGUCAGAUCAAACAGAAGCAAGUCCAAGUGUUGUUUGUCACAUUAUUUAUGUGCAAAUUGGCUCAGGUGUUUGGAGAUUUGGCUCAGGUGUGUGAGAUUUGCCUCCCCUGCAGCUUCAGUACAAAGACGUGUUGUUUCAUUUUGGGAAUUUGGUGCCAGACCAAAGCUUGGACUGAAAUGUCUCUAAUUAACUCAGUGGAAAAAAGAAAAAGAAAACAUGUUUAAAAUUCCACCUUUUGUUUUGCAUUUUUUAAUUUUCCCACCGAUGUGUCACCUGGUGUGCGUUAGAUAACACUUCUCUGUUUGUAAAAGGACCAAAUGAGGAAGCAGUCACCCAUUAUUCAACAGCUCUGUUGUUUAAAUGAUUCACAGUCGCCAGAAAUGCUAAAAAGUGGAGAUAAAAUCAACAUGAUUAGGAAAAACAAUUAACUUGUUAUCUGAGCCACCAUAUAUUUAAACAAAGACUAAAGUUUAAUGAAUGUAAUAAUGCCACAAAAGACUAUUUACAAAGCAUGCAAUGACUCCAACUCAGCAACAAACCAAAAAGCAUGCUUUUCUUUGUUUCCAAUGGCUUACCAUGCAAAUGUCUGCUCAUUCUUUGUGAUGUUGUUUCCUCUGAAAUCUCACAUAAAUCUCAAAUCUUAUGACUUCAAAUAUUGUAGCACAUCAAAAUUAUGUCAACAUUUGUUUGGGCCAAACAGAGAAACAGAUAAGGUGGUUUUAAGUUCUGUAAAUAGUUACAGAAAAUGAGCUAUAGAUGUUAUCCUAGGAGUUUAUUUUCUUACCUACACACGUACAUAGCAGUAUAUAUUUUAUUUUACAUUCCACAGCUAUUUUCUUUUACAAAAGUAUAAAAGAUGAUAUAAAAAGAUGCUUUAAAGAUGAAAUUAAGCAAUAUUUCCUCAGUACACAACAGGAUAUGGAGCUAGAGUAUCAUUGUGAAUUUAAAGAUGGAUUACAUAUACAAAUGAGUGACUGAAAAUGCUUAUUUUCUUUAUACAAACCUGGGUUCCAAAAAAGCUGGGACAUUUUGUACAAUGUAAAUAAAAAUGGGAUGCAGUGGUUUGCAAAUCCUUUUGAACUUGUAUUCAACUGAUUACAGUAAAAUACAAGAUAUUUAAUGUUGAAACUGAUAGACUUUGUUGUGUUUUGGAAAUAGACCCACAUUGCGAAUUUAAUGGCUGCAACAUGUUCCAAAAAAGUUGGUACAGGAGCAUGUUUACUAUUGUGUUACAUCAUAUUCUUUCUUUCUCUAACAAUACUCUGUACUUCUUUUGGGUCUGAGGUGGAAUUUUUUUUCCCAUUCUUGCGUGACGUACAUUUUAAGUUGCUUAAAAGUACGGGGUUUCUGAUGUCAUAUCAUACAUUUUCAAUGGGAGACAGGUUUGGACUGCAUGCUGGCAAGGCUUGUGCAUGCAAUCUUAUUGUGAAGCCAUGUAGUCGUAACUGGCUGUAUUGUCUUGCUGAAAUAAUCAGAGGCGUCCCUGAAAAAGAAAUCUGGAUUGAAGCAUAUGCUGCUGCAAAACCUUUAUGUAUCGCUCAGUACUCAUGGCGCCUUCACAGAUGUGCGAGUAACCCAUGUCAUGGGCACUAAUACACCCCCACAUCAAUAGAGAUGCUGCGUUUUGAGCUGUGCACUGAUAACAGUCUGGGUGGUCCUUUUCCUCUUUAGUUUGGAGGACUUAGUAGCCAUUAUUAGGUCAAGAAGAGAUCUAGCUGCAGUCUGCAGAUCUCAGAUUACCCCAGACCUCUACUGUGAGAUGCCUCAUCUGUCAGAACUGAAGGGACUUAAUUUGCCCGUACAACAUUUAAUCUUUUAAAGCCUGGUAUCUCAAAUAAUGGCUAGAAAAAUUAUCCCUUUUUGGCACUGAGAUGUUUAUUAAACCUACAAUUGAAAUCAGAGAAAAGGGAAAUUGCCAUAAAAUUUCACUUUUUCUUUUAUAUCACAUUUGAUGUAUCAGGUAUUUCUGGUAAUUGAUAAUCCACUAGAGGGCAUUUUUAUCAUGUAUCAGAUUGUAUACAUAAGGUUAUAAAGGAAGUUACUGAUUGUGUUGACUGGACAGAGGUCUCAGAAAUUAAUGUAUUAGAUCUGCUACAAUUGGCUUUAAAGGGUUAAGAAUUUAAUUUUUAAACAGAAAAACAGUCCAAAGUGUAAUCCAGGGUUAAAUGAUGUAUAGAACCGGUUAAGAAGUAGUUAUGCAAACUGUGCCUCUUUCCAGCUUCAAUAGCUUUCGCUAAAGCUAACAUAGCUUGGCUACCUAUGUAGAUAACAUAAGUUGAAAGUCAGUGUAGCAACAAAAAAUUUAGCUUAAGAUAACAAAGCUAAAGCAAGCCACUGUUCACAUAACUACAUGUAAAAAGGGGCUAGCUUUAGCACAUGUAGCAUAAGCUGGUGUAGCUAAUAUAGCUUUUGUUUGCUGUAGCAUUUGCUACAUUAGUUAUGUAGCUAUGUAGGUAUUGUGGCUGCAUUAGCUUUGAUUUAGCUAUGUUAGCUACAUAAUCUACAUAGACUUUAUAGCAAACAGAGCUUCAUUAGCUGUAAAUUUAGCUAUGUUUGCCACAUAGCUACAUUAUCUAUGUUGUCUACGUAGCAGGUGUGAUAAGGUAAGGUUGCUGACUUUUAACUUUUUCUAUCUUCAAUCCAGUUCAGUUCAAUUCAAACUUUUAUUGUCAUUGCACAAAAAAGUACAACUAAAUUUUUCUGUGCAUCUUGGAUAGAUAAAAAUAAUAAAAUUAAAAUAGGAUCCCACUGCUGCAUACACACUCACUUUCAUAUCCACACCCACGUUAAAUAACAUACAUAGAAUAAAAAAUAAGAUAAAAGACUUAAAAACAUAAGAAGAUUGCACCUUGUAUUAAUAAUAUUGCACAGUGUCCACCGAUAAUGCCAGGAUCAUGUCAUGUCAUCAUGUCAUAUUGCACAUACUUAAGUCAUUGAUGCUAAAGGGAGUUCAGUCACAUGUUUAUCUUAACUUUUGCCUUGAUGCUAACCCUAACUGGAAGUUUAACCUUAGCUUGAAACAUGUGCCAGCAUGUGUUGUGCUUGACUCUGGCCACUCUCUCCUGCCUCAUGUUAUGGUACAUUAGGCCCGUGAUGAUUCCUUGGCACCCUACACGCCUUACACUUAUGCCCAUGACAACAAUGUCUCCUAUUUCACAGGCAUUUGCAUCUAACAGUUUGCAGCAUUGCUACUGGCGCCACCAGACUUCCUCUCUGGACUCUGGAACGACUUCACAAACUGAAGCACAGGCAACAACACUGUCGUUCAGUCUGAACUGAGCUGAAAGAGCACAAUUGUCCCCUGCAAUGCUUCAAAACAGUCUUGUUACAUCUGGAACCUUUGGUCUCAGCUGGACUUGUUUCUGGAAGAUAUCACAGAGUUCUAGAAGGAUCUGACAGACAAAUGUCAGAAUUUGGCUUCACGUAAGCGUGACGUUGUUGUUGCAAGAAUACCCUUCCUUGGAAGAUGCCGUCGAGCUUGACCUUGAUGAGUCCUUGGCACCCUACAUGCCUAAAACAUGACUAUACACCUUUCCUAGUCUUCUUGCCCCUGUCCCAACUUUUUUGGAACAUGUUGCAGGCAUCAAAUUCAGACUGUAUAUAUAUUACCCUAAAACAAUUAAGUCUGAACAUUAAAUGUCUUGUCUUUGCAGUGUAUUCAAGUCUAAAAUGCGUUGCAAAUAACUUUUUUGUUUUUAUUCAAAUUUUACAAAAUGUCCCAACUUUUUCAGAACCGAGGCUUGUAAUUUGUGACAUCUCAUGGUGUUUUUUUUCCUGUAUUUCACUCACUUUCACACAGAAUUUCUGACUUGAAGUCAAAGAUUUUACCCUUUAAGUUUUUAUUUAUUAAGGCUGAUCCUUGCCAGUGUAUCGGCCUUUAUACUGACUCAUUCUACAUGCCCAUAUUUGGAUUGAAACAUGCCAUUUAAAGGUGAAAUGUAACUUUAAGAUGCAAACCCUUUUACUUCCUCUGAGGUAAAAAGGUUCAUAAUGAUGUCAAGCACUUUCUGUGCCAGUGUUACUGUAGCCUCACUGAAGUAUUUGACAGUGAGCUUGAGUUGAAGUCUUAUUGUGUUCCUAACAGCAGCUGAAUAUGGUGUUAGAAUAUAAAUAAGCCAAAAGACUUUAAUCUGUUUUUUUAGUCUUAAUGUUAGAGGCUAACGUUAGCUUGCCCCUGUACUGGUGCUUUGAUUCAAAGUGGGUCAAAGCCGUAGAGUAAGUGUCGGUUCGCAUGGCUCUUCUUGUUUAAUGUUGUUGAGAAUGUGCUUUUGUCUUCACUGAACUCUCCCAUUAGUUUGUCUGAGCGUUUCUUUGCCUGCGUAUUUGUUCCUGGUAAUAAACAACAUCUCUCCUAGACGCAGUGGAAACAUGCAUGGGAUAUUCACUCACAUCCACAGGGGGUGGGAUAAACUUUUGCUAUUACUUUUCCUUUGAUGAGAACAUGUAUAUUGUACAAAAUAUAUAUAUAUGAAAUAUAAAUUAUACAUGGUGUGAGAAGCAGGGAUGUGGUGGAGUAUAACAACAAACAGGAAUGUUACACUCGUGCUACAGUUUCUGUGGUUCCAUGACAUGCUUUUGUGGACAGCUAAUAAAC